GCAGGAGGUGGCAGGGAAUGGGGGUGAGGCUUGGCAAUGUGGGAACAUUGGCAUGGGAAGCAGCAGGUGUGGGGACAUGGUGCUCUCGAAGGCCAUCAGCACCACUGCUGGCACCUGCCCCCUGAGCAACCCUGUGGCACCUGUGGGGUUUGGCUGGUCUUGGCCAUGUCGAGCAUGAGAUAACGGGACCUUGUCCCUGAGGGGUGGUGGUGUGGGGGGCUGUGCCCUGGGGCAGAUGGUGCUCGAGUUUGGGGUACAGCAGGGCUGACCAGCACCCCACAGAGAGCAGUGUGGAUGGGGCACCCACCAGCUGCCCCCCAGGAGGGACCCUGCCCAUCCCAGAGCAGGGCCAGGUGUCUCUGCCACGUCCCAUCAGGGUGCCAGCACACCAUGGGCAGAUGUGGCCGUUCCCAGGCAGGACAGGGAGUGUGAUAAGAUGGGGCGAUGGGGCUGAGGAACCCCGUGCCCCCAGCGUGGGAGAGUCCCCACAUGGCAGCGGCAGGAGGGGCCACUCCAAGGUCCCCAGGCCCUAUAAGAAGGCUGAGCAGCCCCAGUGCAGCACCUUUGGUCAAGCACAACCAUGCUGGGAGCCAUCUGUCUCGUCGUGCUGCUGGGCUACGCCUACGGAUGCGGCCAGCCGGCCGUGCCACCACAGCUGGGCACCCGCGUGGUGGGCGGUGAAGACGCCGUAGCCCACAGCUGGCCCUGGCAGAUCUCGCUGCAGUACAAGAGCUCUGGAUCUUGGUAUCACACUUGUGGCGGGACCCUGAUUGCCCCUCAGUGGGUGCUGACGGCCGCCCACUGCAUCAGCUCUUCAUUGACGUACCGUGUGGUGCUGGGCAAGCAGGACCUGUCGGUGGAUGACGAGCCCGGCUCGGUGGCCGUGGGUGUGGAGAAGACGAUUGUCCAUGAGAAGUGGAACUCCUUCCUCAUCAUCAACGACAUCGCCCUGGUCAAGCUGGAGGAGGAAGUGCAGGAGAGCGAUACCAUCCGGGCUGCCUGCCUGCCUGACGCCGACAAGAUCCUGCCCAACGACUACCCCUGCUACGUCACUGGCUGGGGACGCAUCAGGAGUAAGCAGGGGGUCCCCAGAGGGUCCCUGGGGAGGGGGUGCAGGCACAGGGUUUGUGAGGUACGAGGUUUGCAUGUCAUUACAGCCAACGGGCCCCUGGCCGAUGUCCUGCAGCAGGCUCUGCUGCCCGUGGUGGACUACGAGACCUGCUCGCAGUGGAACUGGUGGGGCAGCACCGUGCGCACCACCAUGGUGUGUGCUGGUGGUGAUGGUGUCGUCUCUGGCUGCAAUGGCGAUUCCGGCGGCCCCCUGAACUGCCAGCGCGAGGACGGGAUCUGGGAGGUGGAAGGGAUCGUCAGCUUCGGCUCCGGGCUGAGCUGCAACAUGAUCAGGAAGCCCACGGUGUUCACCCGCGUGUCCGCCUACAUCGACUGGCUCAACGAGAAAAUGAGCUCCAACUGAGGACUUGGCACGUGGAGAUACAAGUGUUGAGUGUGAUAAAGGCAAAAGUGC
This is a messenger RNA of Neopelma chrysocephalum (saffron-crested tyrant-manakin), 1525 nucleotides long. It is a transcript of the gene CTRC, whose product is annotated as chymotrypsin C. The record is from RefSeq and is a predicted model, not a curated record. The coding region runs from base 581 to 1474 and encodes 297 amino acids. Gene Ontology annotation, molecular function: serine-type endopeptidase activity. Lineage: Eukaryota; Metazoa; Chordata; Aves; Passeriformes; Pipridae. Gene Ontology annotation, biological process: proteolysis. The transcript has 7 exons.